This is a messenger RNA of Cololabis saira (Pacific saury), 2551 nucleotides long. RefSeq names its product leucine rich repeat transmembrane neuronal 4 like 2 (gene lrrtm4l2). The transcript is spliced from 2 exons. Gene Ontology annotation, molecular function: protein binding. The record is from RefSeq and is a predicted model, not a curated record. NCBI's taxonomy places the organism in Eukaryota, Metazoa, Chordata, Actinopteri, Beloniformes, Belonidae. The coding region runs from base 201 to 1823 and encodes 540 amino acids.
GGAGCGGACUGUUGCCGGCGGCUGCAACUCAGACCCGGGCGUGGACGCGUCUCGUCCCCGCGCCCCAUCCGCACAUCCACGGGGGUCCGAGCCACGUCCAAAACUUGCCUUUGCUUUGCAAGUAUGUACAGUAUGCGGCUGAGCGCAGUUUAAAGAUCUGCUUCCCCAUCCUCCCUCCCUCAGGAUUACCUUCACUCACGAUGGGUUCUGUGAUGUUGGACUGGAGGUUAUCAUGUCUUCUUCUGCAGGCAGCGUUUUUGCUGCUGCUCAGCAGCGGGGAGAGGAUGUGCCCUACGAGUUGUCGCUGCGAAGGAAAGAUUGUUUAUUGCGAGUCUGGCAUCUUCCAAGACAUCCCGGUAAACAUCACCACGGGAUGCCAGGGUUUGUCUCUGCGCUAUAACAGCCUGCUGGUUCUGCUGCCCUACCAGUUUGCUCAUCUCAAUCAACUGGUCUGGCUUUACUUGGACCACAACUCCAUCAAUACCAUAGACGUGUUAGCUUUCCAAGGUGUACGCAGACUGAAAGAACUGAUCCUCAGCUCCAACAAAAUCACCUUUUUGCACAACAACACAUUCAGUGUCAUACCCAACCUGAGAAAUCUGGAUUUAUCUUAUAAUCAGCUACAGUCUCUGCAGCCUGGACAUUUCCACGGCCUGCGCAAGCUACAGAAUCUCCACCUUCGAUCCAAUGGACUAAAACAGAUCCUCAUUCGCACUUUUAUGGAAUGCCGCAGCUUGGAGUUUCUCGACUUGGGCUACAAUCGCUUGCGCAGCGUCACUCGCACCACAUUUUUGGGACUGUUCAAGCUGAGAGAGCUUCAUUUGGAACACAAUCAGUUUUCCAGGAUUAACUUUUUCAUUUUUCCGCGCCUCACCAACCUGCAGGCUCUUUAUCUGCAGUGGAACCGCAUCCGAUCCAUAAGUCAAGGUUCGCCGUGGACCUGGCAAAAGCUUCAGAAGUUGGACCUUUCAGGGAAUGAAAUCCAAAUGUUGGACCCCGCCGUUUUUCAGUGCAUGCCCAACUUACAAAUGCUUAACCUGGAAUCCAACAAGCUGAGCAGUGCACCUGUGGAGGUUGUGGCGGCGUGGACCUCCCUGACCACCAUCAGCCUGGCGGGCAACGCCUGGGACUGCAGCCCCGGCAUCUGCCCCCUCAUGGGAUGGCUCAGAACUUUCAGGGACUCCAAAGACAUCAACAUGAUUUGCAGUGGUCCCAAAUCCGUGCAGGGCGAAAGAGUGGUGGACGUGGUAAGGAAUUAUUCCAUAUGUGCGGACGUGUCGAGCAUGUUCUCUAGCACAACUGCCCUCACGCUGAGGUCAAUGCAGACGGAGAACGUUACGACUUGGCCAGCGCCCUCUGGACUUACAGACCUGACUCAUACUGUGUCACCCUCAAAGAAAUUAACUACAUCUGUCCGUCCCGGGGGGACAGAGCGAAAGACGGUGGAGAUCACAACCGUCAGCCUUACAUCCCACAUCUCGCCCGAAGCCUCGACAUCUUUUAUCCCAGAGCUACAAUUUGAACACAUGUCUUUCCAUAAAAUCAUCGCAGGCAGCGUAGCUCUGUUCCUGUCCGUGUCAUUGAUUCUGCUGGUUAUUUAUGUCUCGUGGAAGCGCUACCCCAACACCAUGAGGCAGCUGCAGCAGCACUCACUCAACCACAAGCGGAGGAAAAAGGCCCACAAGCAGGAGCAGGACCUUAAUUCUCAGUUGCAGGAGUACUAUCUGAACUACCAUUCGAACUCGGAGACAAUAGACUCCUUGGUGAAUGAGACGAGGCCGUGCACGUGCACUAUAUCAGGAUCUAUAGAAUGUGAGGUGUGAGGCACUCGUUCCACCUUCAAGAGACAUAGGGUGCAAUGCCUAAGCAAGGAUAAUGUUUUUCUUUUCCUCUAGGAGAUAACGUGUUUUGUUUUUUUUAUCUCUGAUGUUAGAUUAUAGAUUCUGCAGCACUGAAGGAAACUCUGUAGGGCAGAGAUAAAUAUAGUUAUGUGCACAGAAAAGAUGGUUGGAAUGGAGGGAUAUAUUUGGAGGGAGCUAAUUACCACACGACUGACAUGAGAGCAUCAGUGGGGUCAGGCAGGUUAACUGUGUAUGAUCUAAAAUCACACGUGGGCCUCUGCUACAGCAGAGGUCGGCUCUGCAGAGGGAGCGACCUUACUCUUUGUCACAGUAUAUCACCAUGAGCCGACAAAGCCACUUUUUACUUGCCUGUCUCGUUUUUAAUAUUAUAUGCCCUGCAAAGCUUUAAGGUUGUACAAGUGCAUCUUUUGAGUUCAUUUUUGUGUGUGUAAGUGUGUCACAGGGAUGAGCUGAAAAUCCCCCAGUUAAGAGACUUGUAGUUGGAAGUGUUACCGUGUUUACAUCUUUUUUUUUCACAAAUAGUCUUUGUCCUGUUGAGUUAUUUUGCAUUUGGCAGCUCCACGACAAGUGGUGAACAAUCACGGAAAGCGCAGCAUUUGCAUGAAGCCAAUUAUUUAGCUUUUUAAACUAAAUUGUUUAUUAUUGAAUAUUUAUUAUGAUGCCUCUCUUAUAUAAUAUGAUCAAUUUUA